AUGGCAACACAAAUGAGCAAAAAGCGAAAAUUCGUCGCAGACGGAGUUUUUUUCGCUGAAUUGAAUGAAGUUUUGACCAGAGAGUUGGCCGAGGAUGGUUAUUCAGGUGUUGAGGUUAGGGUUACCCCGAUGCGCACUGAAAUCAUCAUCAGAGCUACUCGCACCCAAGCUGUUCUCGGUGAGAAGGGAAGGAGGAUUAGAGAACUAACCUCAGUGGUACAGAAGAGGUUUAAGUUUCCGGAGAACAGUGUGGAGCUUUAUGCUGAGAAGGUUAACAACAGAGGACUUUGUGCCAUUGCUCAGGCCGAGUCUCUUCGUUACAAGCUCCUUGGUGGUCUUGCUGUCCGCAGGGCUUGCUAUGGUGUUUUGAGGUUCGUCAUGGAGAGUGGUGCCAAGGGUUGCGAGGUCAUUGUCAGUGGAAAAUUAAGAGCCCAAAGAGCCAAAUCCAUGAAGUUCAAGGAUGGGUACAUGAUUUCUUCUGGACAGCCAGUCAAGGAUUACAUUGACUCUGCAGUGAGACAUGUGCUCCUUAGACAGGGUGUUCUCGGUAUCAAGGUAAAGAUCAUGCUUGAUUGGGAUCCUAAAGGUAAACAAGGUCCCAAGACUCCCCUCCCUGAUAUUGUCACCAUUCACACUCCAAAGGAAGAGGAAGAGUAUGUUCGACCUGCUGCUGUCGUGGCAAAUGAUAUUGAGGUCCCUGUCCCAGUUCCUGUUGCUUAA
Vicia faba (fava bean) is the source of this 720-nucleotide messenger RNA. NCBI's taxonomy places the organism in Eukaryota, Viridiplantae, Streptophyta, Magnoliopsida, Fabales, Fabaceae. The record is from the annotation of a GenBank genome assembly.